ACUUAUGAACAUUUAUUUGAGAAUACUACUACAUUUUAGAAUUAAUUCAACCUUAUGUCAGAGGGACAUUUUUUUUGGGACGCGCUGUACUACUAUACAACUACUACUAUAUACUAUACUACUACUAUACCACUACUACCACUACUACUACUACUAGCUACUUCUACUAUUACUACUACUACUACUACUACUAUACUACUACUACUACUAUAGACUACUACUACUACUACUACUACUACUACUACUACUACUACUACUAUACUACUACUAAUACACUACUACUACUACUACUACUACUACUACUACUUCUACUAUACUACUAUACUACUACUAUACUAUACUACUACUACUACUACUACUACUACUACUACUACUACUACUAGCUACUACUACUACUACUACUACUACUACUAGCUACUACUACUACUACUUCUACUAUUGCUACUACUACUACUACUACUACUAUACCACUACGUUACUACCACCACCUAGCUAUACGUCUUCUAUUUACUAUUAUAUACUAGUAGUGACCACUACUACCACUACUACCGCUAUAUAGCUAGGCGACUUCCAUGCAGUACUACAUGCACUCCAAAUAUCUAUUCCCUUAUUUUUCCUAAUUUUCACUCCCAUAUAUGCCCAAUUAUGCCUAUUACUUCUCGUAGGCCUAAUAUAUGCCCCUUAUCUUAAAAUUGAGUCAUGUGGGUAUAGGAUAGAUGAGCAAUUUGUUGUCAUUUUUCUUUAUUCUAAGUGCCAUUUUCGAAAGAGGAAGUGCCCCCCCCCCCCCCACAACUUCUCUCCGAUCGGGUUGGGAUAUCUAUAGGUUCAUUAAAAAAAAAUACCAUGGCAACUAAACGCGUGUAGUCGCUGUUUGAUGUACCGGUACGAAGCAGUCGAUUCAGUUUUUAUUUGAAAACGGUGACUGGUUCCGGUCACGGCGGGUACGGGUGGCGUAUUAUUUUCACAAUGUUUGCAUGACAUCCACGGCAGGAGACGGAGCUAACUAGUUAACUAAAGCCAAAGGCAAAUGUUGGGGCGACAUUGGAAUACAUGCCAUUUUAAACACAGAGCCGGCCAAGAUGGCGCAAAAGCUCCUAUGUUGUACAGACAACCUUCUUUUGUUACCAGUAUGCGGGGUGUUCAUGACUCUACUUGGCCUGGUCCUACUGAUCAUCUAUCUCGUUGCAAGAGGCAUAACGUCAUCGCUCUAUCUCGUGGAUGCACCAAUACCAGCAUACCUGACUGCACUUCUAACUAUUGCCAUAGGUGUUUUCUUAAUAGUUCUUUUGAAGAAGAGACAUGUCAUUUUGGUAUGCCUGACGAUAUUGGCAAGCGUGAUUGACCUGAUAGUGUGUAUCGUCCACACCAUCACUGCUGCUCUGGUUUCCAUCCCGUUCCUUGGAAGCUUCUCUGUGUGUGUCCUGAGAGCGACCAGCUCCGAAUGCCAGUGUUAUAUUCUAGGGGAUGGCAGUACCAAUAGCACUGUCAUUGUACCUGGAGAUGAAACUAAGCACUAUACCUUCCAAGAUGUGAAAAGUUGUGGCUCUAUCGAGGUUGCUCUAAGGGACUUCCUGUAUACCCUAUCAAUUGUGUACAGCUUUGGUGCCAUUGGUUGUUUGGUCUCUGCCAUCCUUUCAACACUACUACUAUGCAGCAAUAGAAGGUCUAGCAAAGAUGAGGUUGAAGAGGAAGUUCUUCCUUCAAGAGAAAGAAGCAAUCAACAGACAAACCAACAUGAAGAAGAAACUCGAGGAAGAAGCAGUACUGCUCAAAGACCUUUGGAGGAAGCAACCAGCCAAGGGACACCUGUACAGUCUGGAUCGGGAAAUGAAGCCGUGUUGACUCACCAAGGUGCCAGGGCUCAGAACUCAGUAGGAAGAACACCUGAAAGACCAGUGAGAAGAGCAGAAAGUGUUGGAAGAUCUCCUGAAAGGCCAGUGAGAAGAACAGCUAGUGUGAACUCUCCAACACGUGGUGUAACCAUACAUGAAGCAGUUACGCCAAGCAACCUUGCUGGAUCUGCUCUACGCAUCCAUUCUCUUGGUCCAGCGAGUGGGGAAAGUGGUGUGAGACAGAGACCGAGACCUCCUCUCCUGGUCCGCAGUGGCUACCUUCAGAGUCAUGUCAAUGGGCCCAGAAUACCAGUCUAUACGGUCCAUGGGUCCAAUGAGUCCUACAUAUCCCUCGUAGACCUACCUAAACUGCAGCUGCCUGCGCUUAGUCAGGUUCCAGCCUAUGUUCGAGAACUACCAGGUCUUCCUAAUUAUGAGCCCCCACCAUACAGCCCCACUGCAGAAAUACCAGAGAGACCUGACUCUGAGGAGCAAACAAUCCCUUCACCUCCAGUACGACAAUGUUUGUUUGGAGAAGAUGCUAACUCAGAACAAAAUGAAUUCCAGGAAUUAGAGCUUCAAGCUUCAACGGUAACUGACCCCAUUAGAGCAAGAGAAGAACUUGAAGGAGAUUCUGCAGAUGAACAGAUACCACAAGAAACAGAUGUAGCAUUGGAAACUUCAAACCCACCGAAUUGUUUCGUGCAGGAGAAUAACAUCGAUCCAGACCCUCUUGUAUCAGAAGAAACUAAUGUUACAACCCUACACCUUGCCAUUCCGGAGGCUAAUGAAAAUAUUGUGGAUGCAGGAAUCGCCAAUCCAGUGUUUGAGGGGGAGGAAACAGAUAUUGUGGAAGACAUUAAUCAGCCACCGGAUAUUCUGAUGGAGGCGAUCGAAUCAGCAAGGUCAAGCUUGAACACAUCCACAAAUAUUCAAGAUGCUCCUGUAAAUUUCACACCACAGGACUCCGGAAGGACAGCACCUACAGUCCGAGUUUCAGGGUUGAUCUCUCAUGAGAAUUCCACUGACUCCUAUGCAGAUGUAACAUUAAGAACUUCAGAAAUUGAACAGGAUAAAAGGCAAAAUCCUCAAAAUGAUGUGAACCGCCCAAAGAGAUCGACACGAUUGCAACAUCGAACCACAAAUGCCCAAGAAUGUUCUCUUGAGCCUCCGCAGAGACAUUCAGGUCUUGCAAGUGAUCAAGUAAGGGGAAAAACUUUGAAAACCCCUCCAGUCAAUAUCAGUCCGGACGCUAGAUCCAGGGAAGUUAGAAGGAGUAGAAGUUUGUGUGCUUCUAGGAAUGCGGGGCCUGAUCAGCCGCUUCAGGAGAUUCCGUCCUCAUCAAAUAAAGGCAAAAGACGUUCUGAUACCUACGGUAGAAAGAGAAAUGUGGAGAAUGGUGCUAAGAGAAAGGAUUACUGGCAUGUGGGUGAAGAAAGUAGUGGUUUGCGAUAUAAGCCCACCGCAUCAGAAAUCAAAGUCGAUCCUGAACUAGCCCUACAGAGAAGCUAUGAUUAUGUUAGGUCAAGACGGCCUAUUAAAGUAUCAAGUGGUGAAAAUGACAUCAGUAUUGUGGAAGAGGCAAGUUCUUUUUCAACCAAAAACUCUUCAAAAAAGAGGAAGAAACCAAAGGAAUCAAGAAGGACUGUUACACAAGCUGAGAGUAGAAUUUAAAGGAGAUAAAUAAAUUGCACAGCUAGUAAUGGUGCUAAACAAGAGUUACAGGCAUGUGCCUGACGAAAACAAAAGUCAGAUUUGGACUUUAUUUUCUCCAAAUUACAUUCCUCAACGUUGUAUUGCAACACAACGAUUUAGACAAGUAUGUCUAAAUAGUAAUAUAUGAACAGUAUUUUUUUCACGUUACAUUUAUUUUGGACAACAAUAUUAUGGACAUGCAUGUAUAAAGUACAGUAUAUUAACAUUAUUGAUUUUUUUUACAUCCAAAGCACCCCUCCCCAAAACGUGUUAAUGGUGCAUGUUGAAUUACUGGACCCCCCAUGCCUGCCUCAUUUCAGAACUGUUACUCUACUACUCAAAUUGAGUUAAAAGAGAGUCAGUGGCCUGUAUUCUUAGUCUGGUUUAAAUUACGCCAUGGGUCUAGCUCUGUGCUUGAAUUAUGGGAAGCCAAAAUCAUUCAAAUUUUUAUUACAUUGUAAAUAUAUGUUUACUGCACUCUUUCCUAAUAUGUUUAUGGUGAAUAUAACACUCUUCUUUCCAGACAGUUCAGAAUUAUUUUUUUGUCAAAUGAGCUGAUAAAUCAGACCUGUACUGUAAGGGAUUUGUCUCAAUUGGCUAUCCAUAGUUGAACCACAACUUUAGACCAGAGUUUGAAUUAAAACCGAAUACAGAAUACGGAGUCAAAACAGAACGCAAAGAUGACUCAAGUGUUUAUAAUUUUAAAUAAAAAAAUAUUUGCCGAGUUGAAUACAAAACAUGCAAUUGCUUAGAAAUUAGCAAAAUAAGAAGUUAGGGGUUUUCAAAGCAACAAUUAUACACUUUCCCUGCAUGUGCCAAUCUGUGUUGGCGAUCUUCAACGUGAUAAUCAAAAUAUGUUUAUUAUACCAGACUCCAGAUUUAUGAUAUAGUGGCAAUUAUUGAUUUUAAAGCGUUUAAUCCCCCGACAUUCAUUGUUCGCUCCAAUUACAUUAGUUUAGCUCAAAAGAAAUAUUCAUUUCUAUGCAGAAUUGUUCAACCCCUUUGGUACAAUGAGUCUUUAUUUUUGUAAAAUUCUUAUUUACAAUUUUGAUUCUUUAUGGAAUAAAACAUCAUUGUAACAUCAACCAAAUCAUACAUCAAAUUCAAGACAAGGCUAUAUAUAGCUUUCAAUUUAAUCAGCAUUAGUAAUUAUGUUCAUUUAUGUAUGAACAAAUAUGGUCAGAUAUGGCAAAUAAAAGGUCAUUUCAAUUUUGUAAAUCAUGUAAGAAGUGUAAUAUUCAGAGUGUUAUUAUAUUUACCUAUGACAAUAGUUAUUUUAUUUGUUCACUGUAUAAAAUGCUGUAUCAAUAUUUGGUCACCUUGAUGAAAGAGGCUCCUGUAUACCCAUAUUUAUAUAUUUAUAUAUGGUGUGUGUGUGUUUAUAUAUGAAAUAAAGCUUUUAUUUUUGUAGACAUUUAAAGUGCACAUUAUACUAUCAUAUAUUUAGCACAUCUACAUUGUAAUCAAGUUCAGCCAGUUUUUCUUUUUAUGUUUACCUAAAAUUGGAUACCAUAAAAUGGGGUGAAUAGGAUAGUUCUGUCACAUUUUGCCAAAAAAACUGAUUGUUACAUCACAAAUUGCAAAUAUCUUUGUCUCAACAAAUGUCCGUCCAUGAUACCUAUGUAUUGGCUUGUGAAUAAUACUAGGCCGUUACUUAAGGCCUUUUGAUUGGUCAUGUGGCUGUUGUCUACGAUUGAUUUUCAUUGGCAUGAUCAUUCGUAAAAAUGAGCUCUUUGAUCAAUCGCUAGCGGCAAAGCUUUUUGUUAUGAGGCUGUGUUAUGUAUUCAAUUUUUAUAUGCAUUGUGUGACUGUUCCAAUGCAAGCAAGUAGGAACAGACCGAAACAUUUUUUUAAUAAAAUUUUUCCUGAAAUGUUACCAAGAUAUCAAUAUUCAUUAUGCUGCGAUAUUGCAUUUUCAUUAUGCAAGGAUUGGGCAAGACAAUAAUAAUGGGGGGGGGGGGGAAUGUUUUGUAAUGUCAGCUUUUUGUACAUGAAAAAAUAAAACAUGCAAUGAAAAUGAG
Messenger RNA from Lytechinus pictus (painted urchin), 5548 nucleotides. RefSeq lists its product as uncharacterized. The record is from RefSeq and is a predicted model, not a curated record. Lineage: Eukaryota; Metazoa; Echinodermata; Echinoidea; Temnopleuroida; Toxopneustidae. The coding region runs from base 1080 to 3506 and encodes 808 amino acids. The transcript is spliced from 7 exons.